AUGCCAUCGUUUAAAGAACGUUUUCGACCAUCUCGUAAAUAUAAAAAAAAUAAAGAAAUAGGUUCUACAAAUACCGAUGAUUCUGUUAGCACGACUACAGCUAGUGGAACAUCAACAAGUCUAUCAACAGCAGGUGCAUCAUUAACUGCUGAUGACCAUACCGGUUUAAUAUCACUAUCUACUUAUCCUUCACAUUAUUCAGUUGAUUACUAUCAAAUUAGUCUUAAAGAUUAA
Rotaria sp. Silwood2 is the source of this 234-nucleotide messenger RNA. Lineage: Eukaryota; Metazoa; Rotifera; Eurotatoria; Philodinida; Philodinidae. The record is from the annotation of a GenBank genome assembly.